Molecule: messenger RNA, 952 nt
Organism: Xenia sp. Carnegie-2017
Lineage: Eukaryota; Metazoa; Cnidaria; Anthozoa; Malacalcyonacea; Xeniidae
Product: glutathione peroxidase-like
Exons: 2
Coding region: 19-723 (234 amino acids)
Biological process (GO): response to oxidative stress
Molecular function (GO): glutathione peroxidase activity
Source: RefSeq, a predicted model, not a curated record
GUUUUAGAUAACAGAUGAAUGAGCCACAUCAUCAACAUCACACGAAUUGACGGUAUUUCAAAAAUGCUGCGUAAAUUUCUAAAAGUGAUAACUGUUUGUACUUUAUUCGUAGAUGUUGUACAAACAAGAGAGAAAAGAGCAGAAAAUUGCUGGCAAAGUGUUCAAUCAAUUUACGAUUACGGAGAUUAUAAUUUAUGGGGACGAGCAAUUCACUUUAAGAACUUUCAAGAUAACAUUUUGCUACUGGUAAAUGUCGCCACGUUCUGUGAAUAUUCAAGGCAAUAUCAAGGAUUAAAUAGACUACAAGUAAAAUACCACAAUAAAGAACGCUGUGGACUGAAGAUAUUUGGAAUUCCGUGCAAUCAAUUUGCACACAAAGAGCCUGGAAACGAUGCUGAAGAAAUUUACAACGGUUUAAGAUACGUCAGACCAGGAAAUGGGUUCGAGCCUAAAAUAACGUUACUAGAGAAACGAGACGUGAAUGGAAAUAAGGAAGACCCGCUUUAUACUUGGUUAAAGACCAGCUGUCCUUCACCCAAUCUCGCCAUCAACCAACUCUCGGACAUAACUUACACUCCAGUUCGCAAUAACGAUAUCAGUUGGAAUUUUGAAAAGUUUCUUGUAAAUCACAAAGGGAAACCAUGGAAACGGUUUACGUCAGCCGUGGAGCCCGAAGAAAUGAUUGAGGAAAUUGAGAAACUUAUUGAAAUGUGCAAAUCAUGACUUCGAUAAUAUCUCCAUUCAAAAGUAACCUGAACGUCAAUAGAGAAACAACUUUUGCAUUUAAAGAGAAAAAGUUAUAAGUUAAAAUGUAUAUAUUGUAAGAAUUAUAUUGGACUAACUCAUUUAACGUGAGUCGAACAUUGUAGGCUAAGGAGAACAAGAAAAAACAAUUGGUUGUAUGUACAAUACUUCAUUUAAUUUGGUUGUAUGUAUAAUACUUCAUUUAAUU